AUGCACUCCAGCACCCCUAUCAGUUCCUUGUUCUCCUUCACCAGCCCUGCAGUGAAAAGGCUGCUGGGCUGGAAACAAGGAGAUGAGGAAGAAAAGUGGGCGGAAAAAGCUGUUGAUUCCCUGGUGAAGAAGUUAAAGAAGAAAAAAGGUGCCAUGGAAGAACUGGAAAGGGCUCUGAGCUGCCCAGGUCAGCCCAGUAAAUGUGUCACGAUCCCACGUUCCUUAGAUGGGCGGCUGCAGGUGUCUCACCGCAAGGGACUUCCCCACGUCAUAUACUGCAGAGUGUGGCGCUGGCCUGAUUUACAGUCUCACCAUGAAUUGAAACCACUGGAAUGUUGUGAGUUCCCAUUUGGGUCAAAGCAGAAAGAAGUGUGUAUUAACCCCUACCAUUACCGGCGAGUGGAAACUCCAGUCCUACCUCCUGUACUUGUUCCAAGACACAGUGAGUUUAACCCUCACCUCAGCCUCCUUGCCAAGUUUCGAAACACUUCUCUACACAGCGAGCCUCUGAUGCCACACAAUGCUACCUAUCCUGAUUCUUUUCAGCAUCCUCCAUGCACCCCUUUUUCGUCAUCACCCAGCCACAUGUUUUCCCAGUCACCUAACAGCAUCAGCUAUCCCAACUCACCAGGAAGCUCUUCUGGACCAGGAAGUCCCUAUCAGCUCACAGUGGAAACUCCACCCCCACCUUACCAUGCAAGAGAACCUCCAGGAACCCACAAUGGGCAGUCAAUGGAUGCAAUAGCUGAAAGUCAGCUAGUGUUGUCUUUGCCCAAUGGAGGUAAAUCUGCCGAUGGAGAAGCUGAAAACUUUCGGCCGGUUUGCUAUGAGGAACCCCAACACUGGUGCUCAGUUGCCUACUAUGAACUAAAUAACCGGGUAGGGGAGACUUUCCAGGCUUCCUCUCGAAGUAUUCUUAUAGAUGGAUUUACAGAUCCCUCAAAUAACAAAAACAGAUUCUGCCUCGGACUGCUCUCAAAUGUAAACCGCAACUCUACUAUAGAAAACACCAGGAGACACAUAGGAAAAGGUGUUCAUCUUUACUAUGUUGGUGGGGAAGUUUAUGCUGAAUGUGUCAGUGACAGCAGUAUUUUUGUGCAAAGCCGCAACUGUAACUACCAGCAUGGUUUCCACCCAGCCACUGUCUGCAAGAUCCCCAGCGGCUGCAGCCUCAAGAUCUUCAACAACCAGCUCUUCGCCCAGCUGCUUGCCCAGUCAGUCAAUCAUGGUUUUGAAGUGGUGUAUGAGCUUACCAAGAUGUGUACUAUUCGAAUGAGCUUUGUUAAAGGCUGGGGAGCAGAGUAUCAUCGACAAGAUGUUACAAGCACACCCUGCUGGAUUGAGAUCCACCUGCAUGGACCACUGCAAUGGCUGGAUAAGGUGCUGACUCAGAUGGGCUCACCUCAUAACCCCAUCUCUUCAGUCUCUUAA
Messenger RNA from Indicator indicator, 1431 nucleotides. RefSeq names its product SMAD family member 9 (gene SMAD9). The record is from RefSeq and is a predicted model, not a curated record. Gene Ontology annotation, biological process: SMAD protein signal transduction; transforming growth factor beta receptor signaling pathway; cell differentiation. Bases 1 to 1431 code for a protein of 476 amino acids. The transcript is spliced from 6 exons. Lineage: Eukaryota; Metazoa; Chordata; Aves; Piciformes; Indicatoridae. Gene Ontology annotation, molecular function: DNA-binding transcription factor activity, RNA polymerase II-specific; I-SMAD binding; RNA polymerase II cis-regulatory region sequence-specific DNA binding. Gene Ontology annotation, cellular component: heteromeric SMAD protein complex.